AUGACCAAUCUUUUUUAACUUUUUGCUAGAAUUACAGUAGAGUAAUUUGUGGAGAAUGAGAAACUUGAGAAUUAAAAAUUCUGUUCAUCCUUGCAGUUCUUUUUAAAGCACUCAUUCAGAGACCUUAAACGCAGGAAAUUCCAUUAUUGUCUUGCUCUUUGUUCUGUAUUCAUAGUUGUCAUCUUCUCGCUUAUUAUCAAUACAAUUGUGUCAAAAGGACCCAUAGUGUUCUUGAAGCUAUCCGAAGGAACCAGAGGAGAAAUAGAUGGAGUAGUUACAUCAAGUUAUGUGGGAAGUAUAGAUAUUGGAGCCUCAGAUUUCAAUACUUGGGGCACCUAUUUAAAUUUUUCUAAGUUUGAGGAGAUAAAUCAACCUCAGAACAAAGAGCUCUAUCACUAGGACUUGAAAUUAUCCUUGUCCCCUAGGAAAAACUUCUGUGGAGUUUAAAUGGGAAGUGACUAAACCAAUAGAGCAAUUUCAGAUACUGACGAUGAGGAGAGUAUGAGAAACUGGAAAGCUGGGUACGAUAACUCCACUGGGUUGCCAUCUAGAGCCUAAGUCUAUAAUGGGAAAAUUGAUAUGGAGUAUUAGGUAUGUAUUUCUCUUUUCGAUACAAAACUAGAAAAAGACUAUGAGAUUGGUAGAUAGUAUAAGUUCGAGCCACUAGAGUAUGGAGAAUGUAAUGUCAACAAAAAGGCAUUUAGUACAUUAGGGGUGCAAGAAGGGGACAUUGUUUAUUUUGACCUCAUUAUAUCUCAGUUUAUGAACAAUCUGCUUGUUAAAUUUGACAAAUACGCGAGUCACAAUAAUAAGCAAAGAAUGUAUUAUAAAGGGCAAGGAAGCUAAGUCUAAAAUACAAACGAUAUCACCUAUGUGACCUAUGAAACAAGAGUAUUUUUGCCUUGCAAAGUAAAGAGAUUAACAAGCGGCACCUAUGGUAAAUUUCCUGAUACGAACAUAGCUAAUUUAUAAAUGAUGGAAUAUAAGCAUUUCCUCAAAUUACUCUCUAAUUAUCUGCCGAACGAUUAUGAUAAGAACUAGGAUUUCAAGGAGUUCUUAAGAAAUGAAAAACUAGUUAAUUUGAAGGAGUAUGCCGAUGUUUUUUUGCUCUAACUCCCUAGGCCAAGAGUUCAGCACUACGAAGACUCCAACUAUGAUGUUAUUUAAAAGAGAAUCACAGUUUAUGCCAGUUAGGCAUCAACAUAGCUUGGCUUCUACCCUAUUUAGAUCCAGCUAAAUAUCCUUGCAGAUAUGUAAACUUAUUCUUAAGCUGUCAUGUUUUUGGGUUUGAUCUUUGAUGUCAUCAUACUACUGUUUGUCAUUCUGUCAAUAUUGCUGAUUUAUUCUCUUCUUAUGAUCAGUGUUGAGACUAAGACUUUCGAGAUCGGAGUAAUGAGAAUGAUUGGACUCUCUAAAGUAGGCCUUAUUACACUCAUCUGUUUGCAAAGCAUAAUGUUUGUCCUGCCAGCAAUUAUUCUAGGUUUUGCAGCAUGCUUCCCUAUUUUAAAGGGCAUUUACGGAUUUUUACUGACUGAUGAUCUUGGUAUUCCAAAUGAUCCAGUACCUGAUGGACUUGCUGUACUCUAAGCUCUUAUUAUAGGCAUCAUUAUUCCGAUUCUAUCCUCAAUUUACCCUAUUAAAGUUGUAUUAACCAAGAAUUUGGGUGACUCUUUAGAUUACAGUAGAAGCAAGACUUAGGCAAUAUAUAUUACCAUCCUGAGAAAUGAUGAUUAUGAGCGAAUCGGCAAAUAUGUACCACUGGGAAUGAUCACUACUGCUUAUGGAAUAGCUAUCUAUUAUUUCUUGCCAUUAUCUCUCUUGUCAAUGAACUUAGGCAUGAUCCUAAGAAUAUUCUUUUUAAUUCUUUUGGCAAUGCUUCUUGGUUUAACAAUGCUAGCUCUUAAUGUUUAAAGAAUGUUGGAAAUUGUAUUAACUUAUCUAUUCUUGUUCUACGAGAAAAGAAGUAUGAGGAUGCUUGUAUUAAAAAAUCUUACAGCUCAUAAACUGAGAAAUAUGAUGACCAGCAUUAUAUUCUCCCUGGCGCUUGGAUUUAUAAUAUUCUUGAUUGUAGCUUACACGCUUCAGAUAAAAACAUCUCAACUUAUACAACUAUAGAGAAAAGGAGGAUAUAUAGUAUUAACGUCUGGAGAUGACAGUGUAACUCACCCAAAUGUAGUAGACCCUAUACUAUAGAAAUACUCAGACCUUGUAGACUCCUACGCCUAUAUCACUGGUUCACUUGCGAGCAUUGACGACGCUAAAAUUUCAGAUAUCGAGAUAAGCGACAAAGGCAAAGUAAACCCCAAUAGAAUGUAAAUUUAUGGAGUAACACCUUCAAUCUACGAUGCAACAAUAUCUGAUUUCCUAGUAAAAGGAACCUACAAUGAAUCAACAGGAUUACCAUUUGGAGAAUAGCUCUACACUGCAAGGGGAUCCUAAGGUAUAGGCAUGAGCAGUGUGAUAGCUGACUUGACUGAUACAAAUUAUCCAGAAGAAAAUUUUAGGAAUACCGUGCUAUUUUCAAUAUCUUCUAGUGUUUAUAAUAGGUUUUUCUAGCUAAGAUCAAUAUUUGAUAAUAAAAAGUCCCCAGCUUUUAUAAUGACUGAUAGAAUGUAAUCUGAAGGCUAUAGACAUCAUGGCAUAGUUAGUAUGACUUCCUUUGUGCAAUAUGCUAACUUUGAUUCCAUGAAAAGAAUAACCUUUGAUAGAGUAAUAAUAAAGCUAAAGGAUCCAUUAAACAUGAAGAACAGUGAUGCCUUCAUAAGUGGAAUGAGGAAGACACUAACUCCUUACUAAGAUAAAACUUUGAAUGUGUAUAAUUACAACGACGGAGUAGAGAACGUCUAGAGAAUGGAGACCAUUCUCAACAUGAUCUUCAAUGUCAUUAUUGCAAUUACAAUGUUCCUAUGCUUCUUCUCACUAUCUUCUUCAAUGACUGCAAACUUAUUCGAGUAGAGCAAGGAGAUAGGUAUAAUGAGAGCCAUGGGCCUGACUAAAGUUAGAAUCAUCUUGCUCUAUAUUUAUGAAGCUUUCGUUCUUGUGAUGGCUAGCAGUCUGCUAGGUAUUCUAAUUGGUACUCUAGUUGGUUUCAGUAUGACUAUGCAGUAAAUGCUGUUUGUUGAAAUACCUCUACAGUUCUUCUUCCCAUGGAUGCAGUUCUUAUUGGUUAUUGGAUUAUCGAUACUCUGUGCGAUACUUAGUACUGUUGGACCUACCAGAAAUCUUGUUAAGAAAUCAAUCUCAGGUAUUUUUAGAGUGAAUUGA
This is a messenger RNA of Stylonychia lemnae, 3264 nucleotides long. The record is from the annotation of a GenBank genome assembly. NCBI's taxonomy places the organism in Eukaryota, Ciliophora, Spirotrichea, Sporadotrichida, Oxytrichidae.